CAUUUUUGACAUCAACCUCCUGGCGGCAUUGAAGGGAACCCAUCGAAUUCAGUGCGGAUCGUUAUUUUGCGUUAUCCUUUUCAUUGAGCUUUAUUAAUAUUAACAUUAAUUAUUAAGAUGCAUAAUUUUAAGUAUUACGUAAUCAUUAUGACGUGUACAUUUCUGGAAACUGACGGGUUUUUGUUUGAUCAAGUCUCCAACAGUCUGAACUGUAAGGGCAUAAGCUUGAUGUGCCCGAUGAUGUGCCGUCAUUUGGACGCAAGUGGUUGCGUAACCUGCGAUUGUAACACCUUUGAUCCUUCAAAUCCGGGCGGAAGUGGUUCUCAUUCACUUCCGAGCGGCACGCAUACUGGAAACGGCACCGGAGAUCCCUCAAACCCAGCCGGCGGCGAUCCUUCACAGCCGGGGGCCAGCAACCACUAUGACCCCUCACAUCCCUUAGCGUCUGGCAACGGUAUACAGACGACAGGCGGCAGUGCUAGUCAGUCAACACUUCCUUCAGCGUCGCAAGCCACAUUGCAAGCGUUAACGAUGACGUCAUUUAUGACGUCAACACAAACACCUCAAUUUUCAACGAAAAUAUCACCACCUUUGCAAAGUAUGAUGUCAUCAAACCAGCCACCAUCCGUUACGUCAUCUUUCCAGCAGUCCUUAAACACACAAUCUACAUCAUUGAUGUCAACGUCAACAUCAAUAACCAACUUUCCAUUGAUCAUGACGACAUUCGGACAGCAGAUUACGUCACGACCAGCAAUCAUGACGUCAACGCCCGCUCCAUUCAUCUGUCCGGGGGUGUUUAAUUGCUCCCUUGACUGCACUACCGGAUAUCAAAUGAACCCAUCAGGUUGCCCUUUGUGUCAGUGUGCCCCGAUACCUACCGGACUACCAUGAUUUAUAAAUGCAUAAACCCAGGGUCACCUUAUAGAAACUUAUUUUGAAGCAAAUUAUUUACGGCGCAUUGAGCUUAGAAAGUAUCUUUUUAAUAUAUUGCGGCAUGACGGCCUUUAAAAAGUUUUAUUUAAAUCUGAGACGGUAAGUGAAUGUCAACGCAAUAUCGAAUGCGUCAUCAUUUUUAAGGACACAACAAAUAGAAAAUGAAUAGCUCACGAAAUAGCACACAUGGAUGGGAAACUAAAUAUGGUGUUAUAUUUUCAAUAGAAUUACAGAUUUUGGAAUUAUAUGUACCUAUAAAUAUUUCUGAAAGAGUUACACACGUCGGAAUUGCUGAAUAAUCACUGGAAAAAAACACAUCAUGACUUAUAAAAAACUGCGUGUAAAAACUAACUUGUUUGUUCAUACGUGUUCCAUGUUAUUCAUUACCAUAAACAGAUGCAUUAUAUAUUUUGCCAUUGUUUUCUUACAAAUAAAUGAAACUCACAAUGUU
Messenger RNA from Dreissena polymorpha, 1384 nucleotides. Its product is annotated as sialidase-like. The coding region runs from base 118 to 891 and encodes 257 amino acids. The transcript is spliced from 3 exons. Gene Ontology annotation, molecular function: serine-type endopeptidase inhibitor activity. The record is from RefSeq and is a predicted model, not a curated record. NCBI's taxonomy places the organism in Eukaryota, Metazoa, Mollusca, Bivalvia, Myida, Dreissenidae.